AAGCUGGCUGAGAGGCGAUCCAGUGCUCAGCUCCUCUCUGCCGGCUGAGAAAAGAGACAGACAGCGAAAAACGACUUUCAACGCAGGAGGAAAGCUGUGAGAUUUUGACCGACCAGGAAGAUACCAAGAAUCAACAGAGGAAGAUUUUCAUCUGCGGAUAUCAUUUAUUUAUACAUGUUGUUUAUAUAUCUAUAUAUAUAUUUGUACACACACAUAUAGAUAUUUAUAUAUAUAUAAAUAUAUAUAUACAUUUAUCCUUGUACAUAUCUGUAUUUGUGCUUGUCUGUUUAUAUUAAUAUUUUUAUAUGUAUUUGUGUGUGUAAAUAUAUAUGAUAUAUAAACAAAAGAAUAUAUAUAUAUCUCUGAAUUUAUAUGCGUAUCACUGUGAACCAAGAGAAGCAAGAGGAAAUUUUUAUCAUCAGGGCUGGCCUCUGAUUGUGUGGUGGCAUACAAUAUUUGAAAUAUUUCCUUUGAUCUUCUACGUCAAGAGGACAAAGACUACGUGCCCAUUUUGUAUUUUUGUUUUGCUGUUGCCGCUUCUCAUUCCUUUCGGUCUCUUUUUUUCCCUGCGUCCAAGAGGAAUAAAGCGGAGAGUGACAGGAUUUGACAAAAAAAGGAGAAGCUGAAAAAAAAAAGAAAAAAAAUCCAGUGAUUAGUGUUAUUUCCAUCGGCAUUAACACUCUGUGAACCGAUCGCAGCGUGCUGUGUGAGAUCUGAGGAGGCAGCAGAGACCGAGUGCCACGCCGCUCAUCUCAGCAUCAGCCAAGCCAGCACAGCCAGCAUGCACAAACACCACCACUGCUGCAAGUGCCCAGAAUGUUAUGAGGUGACCCGCAUGGCUGCCCUUCGUAGGAUGGACGCCCCAGCAUAUGGAGGAGACUGGCAAGCUGAGCCCUAUGGAUACCCGCCUGGGUAUGGGGGAGGCCAGACCUUACCGCCUCCAUCCUCAGGAGGGGGUGGAAGCAUGGGAGGAGGAGGGGGCACUUUGGGAAGAAGUAAAGGCAAAAUUAUGUCUGGUGGUGGCCCUGGAGGCCCCAACCCAAAGGGCCAAUCCAAGGCUGGCCCCAAAGUAAAUGGUAACAACUCCAGUGGACAAGGAGGAUGGUGGCCUGAGUGUACCUGUACCAACCGGGAGUGGUAUGAUCAGGCCAACCCUCCCCCCAUCAUUGUCAACGCAGACUCACUAGAUGCAGGCCCUUAUGUAAACGGUAGUGAUGGGAUGUAUAAAUAUGAAGAGAUCAUUUUAGAGAGGGGGAACUCUGGCCUGGGCUUUAGCAUUGCCGGAGGAAUAGAUAAUCCCCACAUUCCUGAUGAUCCAGGGAUCUUCAUCACUAAAAUAAUUCCAGGAGGAGCAGCUGCUAUGGAUGGACGGCUGGGGGUAAACGACUGCGUGUUGCGUGUGAACGAUGUGGACGUGUCUGAGGUGGUUCACAGCCGGGCCGUGGAAGCCCUGAAGGAGGCAGGGCCUGUGGUGCGACUGCUGGUCCGACGGAGGCAGGCUCCACCUGAGACAAUUCUGGAGGUUAACCUGCUCAAAGGGCCCAAAGGCCUGGGAUUCAGUAUUGCUGGAGGGAUUGGGAACCAGCAUAUCCCAGGAGACAACAGUAUCUAUAUUACCAAGAUCAUAGAAGGAGGAGCUGCCCAAAAGGAUGGACGGCUGCAGACCGGAGACCGCCUGCUAGCUGUGAACAACAUCGUGCUACAGGACGUGCGUCACGAGGAGGCAGUAGCUGCGCUGAAGAACACCUCUGAUAUGGUUUACCUCAAGGUGGCCAAGCCAGGACCUGUGCACCUAAACGACAUGUAUGCCCCUCCAGACUACUCCAGCAGCCUGGCCCUCCCUCCAGCCUUCCCCCCCAUGGUGGACAACCACGUCAGCCACAACUAUAUGGGGGCAAUGGAGCCCAAGCCAGUGUACCCGCCGCCCCAGGUGACCCCGUCCAGGUACUCGCCCGUUCCCCGCCACAUGCUGGGGGAGGAAGACUUCACAAGGGAACCGAGAAAGGUGGUGCUACACAAGGGCUCCACAGGACUGGGCUUCAACAUUGUUGGCGGGGAGGAUGGAGAGGGGAUUUUUGUGUCCUUUAUCUUGGCUGGAGGGCCCGCUGACCUGAGCGGCGAGCUGAGGAGGGGCGACCGGAUUCUCUCAGUGAAUGGAGUGAACCUUAGGAACGCCACACAUGAGCAGGCAGCUGCAGCGCUGAAGAGAGCAGGACAGACCGUCACUAUUAUUGCUCAAUACAGGCCUGAAGAGUACAGUCGCUUUGAGUCCAAGAUCCACGACCUGAGGGAGCAGAUGAUGAACAGCAGCAUGAGCUCAGGAUCGGGCUCCCUGCGCACCAGCGAGAAGCGCUCCCUCUAUGUCAGAGCUCUGUUUGACUACGACCGAACGAGGGACAGCUGCCUGCCCAGCCAAGGCCUGAGCUUUUCUUAUGGGGAUAUCCUUCAUGUCAUAAACGCUUCUGAUGACGAGUGGUGGCAGGCGAGGCUCGUCACGCCUCACGGGGAGAGCGAGCAGAUCGGGGUGAUUCCCAGCAAGAAAAGAGUGGAGAAGAAGGAGCGGGCCAGGUUAAAAACCGUGAAGUUCCAUGCCAGGACAGGCAUGAUUGAGUCGAACAGGCCAGUCAAAGUAAAGCGCAAAAAAAGCUUCAACCUUUCACGCAAGUUCCCGUUUUACAAGAGCAAGGAGAAUAUUGUGCAGGAGUUGGUGGAGUCUGAACAAUGCCUGACAUCCAACACAAGCGACAGUGAAAGUAGUUCAAAGGGCCAGGAGGACACAAUCCUUUCCUAUGAGCCAGUCAUUCGACAGGAAAUCCACUACACGAGGCCUGUGAUCAUUCUGGGCCCGAUGAAAGACAGAGUAAACGAUGACCUCAUCUCCGAGUUUCCCCACAAGUUUGGCUCCUGUGUACCUCAUACGACCCGUCCAAGGCGAGAGAACGAAAUAGACGGCCAGGACUAUCAUUUUGUGGCCUCGAGAGAGCAGAUGGAGAAAGACAUUCAAGAUAAUAAAUUCAUUGAGGCGGGCCAGUUUAAUGAGAACCUCUACGGGACGAGCAUCUUGUCUGUCAGAACGGUGGCUGAGAGGGGGAAACACUGCAUUCUGGACGUGUCUGGAAAUGCCAUUAAACGACUGCAGCAAGCACAACUUUAUCCGAUUGCCAUCUUUAUAAAACCAAAAUCCAUUGAAGCUCUAAUGGAAAUUAAUAAGAGGCAGACGUACGAGCAGGCCAAUAAAGUGUUUGACAAGGCUGUUAAGCUGGAGCAAGACUUUGGAGAGUAUUUCACGGCUAUUGUACAAGGUGACUCACUAGACGAGCUCUACAACAAAAUCAAACUAAUCAUCGAGGAGCAGUCUGGGCCGUACAUCUGGAUCCCCUCCACGGAGAAGCUCUGAACUCCCUGCCGUCCUCUCUGCGUCGCUGCAGAGCUCCCUCUGCUCCCAGAGACCCCACACCCACAUAUCCCCCUCCUCACCUCCUUUUUGCAGAUAUGUUUCAUAUCAAGUUUUAGUGUCAUCAUUAUGUUAUUCUCUAAAUGAAAAAGAAGUCUUAUCACCAUUACUGUGACUGUGCACACCCCUGCAUGAGUUUCUCAACAAAUCCAUUCAAGACUAGAAAUGCCAUUCCAAAGGAAUUUGUCAAAUGAAAACAAAAGGGAAAAGGAAUAACUCCUUUUGUGAACUGGGACGGCCUGAAGAUCGGAAUGUCGUGCAGAAAUCAGGAGAGAAGAGUUGGGAUUCAGAAAGUCGUUGCAGGGGAAGAAAGACAAAUCAUACCAAGUUGGAACACUUUGUAAAUGUUCAUCAAAUCACAUUUAAGGACACAAAAGAUGAGACGUUGAAGACCAAUUAAGGCUUUUGUUUUGUUUCUUUUUUCUUUCUUUUUUUGUAACGGACUGGAUAAAAUUAAGCCCUGCUGAUGGUACUGUUCAAGGAGUCAUCUCUCUCUCUCGUUUAUACUGACUGAGGAAGUUAGUGGAGAAGCUUAAAAACUGGUGAUCUGUUUAUCACAAACCAGCUUGCUAUUUGGUCGUCUGCCAGUUGUCUGUGCUGCAGCUGAUAAAGGCAUCUCGGGAGGAAGACCAAGGAGAAGGAAAUGAGUUGUGAAUCUCUACAUUUAUAUUAUGAAAUCACAAGAUAAAUGAUAAAGUCCUAAUGAGAUUUUACUACAUAUUGAAAAGAACACAUUUUACACUUCACUCGAAUUGUCAACCUGAAGAGCUGUUAGAUUUGUUUUAAUUUUAUUUUUAAAGUGUUUUUUUUUUUUGUUUUUUGUUUUUUUUGCUUGUGAUUUUUAGCUGCUCUGUAAAGGGUGGAGGUAGAGAAGUGUAACCGGGCUCUCUGCAAGACACCAAACUGCCUUACAUCAAAUACAAAUUCUGUUUUGUGACUACCUGUUGUCUGUCAGGGAGGCUGUGCACAUUUGAAAUACUUCUGUGUCCUCCGACUGUCAGGAGGCCUGACAUUGAGUGCAAUAGACCAAAAAGAAAAGAAAAAAAAUCUGCCUCUGUGGGCAUUCCUCUUCCCUGUUUUCAGCCUUUUUCCUGUGUAAUAAACAAUUUGGCCAUUGGACUACAAUUAGGACAGCCAGAGCCUCCUUACUCAUGUUGAGCAGCAGACCACCCUAUUACACUCUCUGCCUUCCCAGAGGAAUCUCUUCUGAUUGGUCACAUGGUACUGUCCUAUCUGCCACCAUUGUGUUGGCCUUAAAACGGGUAGAACAAGACAAUAAUUGUAUUGGAUGUUCUAACAAUUAAAGAGUCAGUAUAACCUGUUUUGGUUUGUCCCCCUGUCCUCCUACCAAAAACAACACUAAAGAUGGGUUUGAGUUAAACUUAACACUAUGUGUAUCUAUAAACUUGUUCUGAAUGGUGCAGGUGCUGAAGCGCCGCGUUUGAGCCUUUAGUGUCUCGGCUGAGCUGAUCCAGCUCAGGAAUUCAUGGCCAGGGUUUUAUUAGUUGUCGAACGUAAAAAAGUACCAUAUUUUCUGGACUAUAAGCCGCACCCACUCUAUUUUUUAAAAAACAAUUAAAAAAAGAUAUACAAGCCGCACCUGCAUACAAGCCGCAUUCCGCUCUAUUUAAAAAAAAAAAAGAUAUUUAGCCGCAGAUAUUCAUGUUGUUAGAUUAGAUAUUUACUACAUGUACAGAAGGAUUUUGAACUGUAAAAAAUGUACACGUUUGUACCUAAAUAGAUCCUUUCCUAACAGUGUAUUUUAACACGGCAGCAACUUUGCUGAUUAAAACGGAGACAGAACCAAGAGAAAAUAACCGGUAUUUAUUUAUCUAUUUAUCUGUUUGAAAUCUGCUUCUACUUCUAUCUGCUAAAGAAGAAGUAGCGUAUUCUUCUUUGCAUUUAUUUUGUCUUAGUUUUGAUUCUAAUUCCGGUUAGAGCGCCCCGAGCGGUGGAAGAAAAAUCCACAGAAUAGCCGCACCUUUGUAUAAGCUGCACGGUUGAAAACCUAUGAAAAAAGUAGCGGCUUAUAGUCCAGAAAAUACGGUACUCGAAGAAGAUCCUGUCAGACGGUUGAAGUGUAAUCAGGUUGUGCCCCCCCCCCCUCCUUUGAGUUUGCUGUGUGCCAUCACCAGGAUUGACAUGACCAGAUCCUGGCGCUGCAUGUGAACGUGUUCACGUUAGAGAGCACGACUGGAGAAGGAGUUCUGUGGCCCAAGAUCAUGUGAACGCCUCACUUUUCUUAAUCAGCUUUUCAAAAAGUCAAAAGUCCUCCCCAACAGAUCCAAGAAGAAACAUUAGCCCAGACUCGCGAGUCUCUUCUCUCCUCCUACCCACAGAGUACCUGUACCUGCAGGCGUUUUCUGAACAGGUGUGCCCACCUGCCGGGCACCACUGCUAAACCAGCUGUCAUUACCUGUGUCAAAACCAGAGUUCAGGGAAUAACCGAAGGGAACAGAGCCAUUUAUAAUCUGCUUGCAGACUGUUUUCAAAAGGGUGUGGUAGCUGUACAAUGUAAAUAAGCCCCCAGCAGAUCCUCCUCACCUGUGCUUCGUGCAUGUGUGAAUCAAACUGGGGCAAAAAUGUUUUAUAGACCACAAAUGCCAGGUAAGUAAAGUUUGAGCCUCUCUUGAUAUAAUUUCCAUACAAAUGUGCUGUAUUGUUGGUAUUUCUCUUCAAAUGCCUAUUGGAACAUUUAACUAGUCAGUUGGGACGUCAGUUCCUGGAGUAGGGCCUGUCAACAUGUGAUUUCUUGUGGAACGUGUCUGGGUGUAUAGAUUUUAAAUAUAUUUAUAUAAAUAUAUAGUGUGUGUGUAUGUGUGUUUAUACACAUAUAUGUAUAUACACACAUACAUACACACACAAGCGAUAUAAAGUGAUGCAGGCAGAAACCUACACGACAUCACAGAAACCAGGAGCAUUGAUCAACACAUUUCAAGUUUAGAUUUGGUCCUCUGGUGUUUUAGUUAAAGUUCAGCUGACUGUUAACGAUGUGUGUGGUUUUCAGACCUCAGUCAGCCAUGUCAAAGCCCAAAGACCUUGCUUUUCAUUUUACUCUUUCCAUUGAGCUUGUGGUAACGAGAUGGAAUCUGAAUGCCUCUGUGUGUAUAAUUGAUGAGGGUUGUUCUGAUGAGAGAAAUGAUGACAUAUGUUUUUAUGUUUUAUUUUUUUAUUUUUUGCUUUUAGGGGGGUGUCAGGGUUCUUGUUUAUACUUUUGGGUAAAGAUAUGAUUAUGUUCUAGCACAUCUGUGCAGUAAGUGCUUGCAAAGAUGAACCCUUUGAUUGUACAGUAGUUUCCUUCCUGUCACUGCAGGUGGUACAGCCUAUCAGGACACUCGGCCUCAUGGUCUUCCCUGUCCUAGUCAUGAGGGAACACAGUCCUGCAAAAUUUGUUUGGGUUUUAUUUUGGGACUUGAAAAGAGUUUAUUUGUUUGAAAAUAAAAUACGUGACUCAGU
This is a messenger RNA of Cololabis saira (Pacific saury), 6910 nucleotides long. RefSeq names its product discs, large homolog 3 (Drosophila) (gene dlg3). Gene Ontology annotation, cellular component: postsynaptic density membrane; neuromuscular junction; neuron projection. Gene Ontology annotation, biological process: chemical synaptic transmission. Lineage: Eukaryota; Metazoa; Chordata; Actinopteri; Beloniformes; Belonidae. The transcript has 21 exons. Gene Ontology annotation, molecular function: kinase binding. The record is from RefSeq and is a predicted model, not a curated record. Bases 782 to 3397 code for a protein of 871 amino acids.